AUGCUCUUCAUAAUUGUCUGUCUGGUACUUGCUGGCGUGGCCUUCCUUGCCGGGGUGCUGUUGAACUGCUACAUCAUCUUUGUCGCCGGCUGCCGUAUGGGGAGGACGGCCAGCACCAUGUGGUUCCUGAACCGGGCUGUGGGUGAUUUCAUUUUUCUCAUCUUCCUGCCCCUCAGAUUCAUCUUCAUCCUGGACUUACACUGGGCCACGAUGCUGAGCAACACCAUCACCUUCUUCCACAUGUUCUCCAGCUCCUUCCUCCUCAUGGCCCUCACUGUUGAUCGCUGCAUCCUCAUGGCACGCCCUGAGUGGGCCUGGAACCACCACACGCCCCACCUGUUUUUCAUGAUUGUUUUGGUCAUAUGGGCCCUGUCUGCUGGGUUCAGCUUGCGGUACGGUGAUCUCUGGGUAUCCUUCCACCCACAUGUCGGCAUGCGCACUUAUUUCCGACUGCAUAAAGGCAGCUUGAGUGCUGGUGUUCCGAUCCAGUUCCUGGUCGGGUUUCUGAUCCCAUUAGCCUUGAUCUUAAUCCCAACCUUCUACAUCGUUCUAUCUGCCAAGCUGAGAAGGAACAGGCUGAUCCAGUCCACCAAGCCACUCAAAAUCCUUCUUGGCUUGAUCCCAACGUUUUUCCUCUCCUGGCUGCCAUAUCAUGUUUUCUCCUUCCUGCUGAUUUCAGCUAUGUACCAUCCAGCUUUUCUGGACAUGGCAAAUUUUUUUAUUUCAGUCCUAACUUAUUUCAGCACUUUCCUCAACACCAUCUUCUACCUCACCAUGGAGGAAGAGUAUCUAAGGUAUCGGAAACGUGCACGCACCUCCCAAACCACUGACAACUUGGGUCCAGGUCAGCUGAAUAUGAGAACGGAUCAAAUUGUCAAUAUUUGA
Messenger RNA from Gopherus evgoodei (Goodes thornscrub tortoise), 885 nucleotides. Its product is annotated as chemokine-like receptor 1. Gene Ontology annotation, molecular function: G protein-coupled receptor activity; complement receptor activity. Gene Ontology annotation, cellular component: plasma membrane. NCBI's taxonomy places the organism in Eukaryota, Metazoa, Chordata, Testudines, Testudinidae. The record is from RefSeq and is a predicted model, not a curated record. Bases 1 to 885 code for a protein of 294 amino acids. Gene Ontology annotation, biological process: positive regulation of cytosolic calcium ion concentration; phospholipase C-activating G protein-coupled receptor signaling pathway; complement receptor mediated signaling pathway. The transcript has a single exon.